GUGACGCAAUCGAUUGACACCUCAAUGAUGAUGCAGCGGGCCAGCUGUCACGGCGCGCGAAGGAUCCAAAUUUCUCUUUAGCGGAUCAGGCGGGAGGAGCAGAGAGGAAGCGAGCUGAACGCUAGCGCGUUGCACUUUCAAUGACUGAAUUAGACGUUGCCGUUCUGGCAUUAACUUUUUGGACAUCUUCUGCGGUUGACACGAGUUGACGAGUCUUUCUGUUUAUCAUCGUUGGGUUCUUUGUUCACCAAGCGUCGAGUACGAAGCGGCCAACGAUAUGAGCCAGGUCCUUUCUCAACAACAGGUGACCGCUGAAGUUCUCCCAGCUGUGGCUCCCACAGUAACUGAUAGCGAUUCGGACAGUGGAAUGGGUUCUCCAGCAGAGGAGAGAAUGCAGAAGACGACAAAUAACAGAGAGGAGCAUCCAGAUUCUGACGAGGAAGACAUUAAAAUUCGUAGAAAGCCUCGCCGUAAUGCAAUCAGAGAGAGUGACAGUGAAGAGGAGGAGGCGACCAUGGAAGAAGCAUUAGUAUUGGCUGCUUCCAGUGGAGAGGAGAUGGAAACUGAUAAGAAAGAAGAGGUCCAAAAGAGCAGAAGGCUUUCUCCUCUCCCUAAUGACAAAGACAGCGAACCUGAGCUAGAUAAAGAUGAGCAGCAGCAGGACACGAAGAAGGGUGCAAAAUCAACGAAAGACCAGAAAAAGAGGGAGAAGAGACGGAGACACCGAGACAAAAGAGAGAAGUGUCGUAAAACCGUAGACAAAUUGAAGAAAAAAGAUAUAUUCUCAGACCUGAAUGAAGGUACGCCUCUCCCCGGUCCUCUUAAUGACAGCGGCUGCUUGUUGGGUGACCCUGAUCUCUUUGACGCUGGUAUCAAUGAGGAGGAGGAGGAAUCGUUGGGUUCCAUUCGAGCAGCUGUCAAACAAAAGAUGAAAAAGCACGAGGAACAUUUCUUGGAUGAUGGAGAGGAAGGCGAUGAAGCAGAAAAGCCGCAGCGUGUAGAGAGAAAAUCUGCUCGCGCAAGUAAAGAGGCAAUGAAGCAGCUCCACAGUGAGACUCAGAGGCUGGUCAGAGAGUCAAAUCUUGGCCUGCCAUACCACAUUCCGGAGCCAAAGACCAUCAGCCAGUUCUUUAAGAAGAGAGCCAGGCCCGAGGGCCCUGCCAUGGCUCUCCUAAAAUCACGACAUUAUUCUGCAGUAAUGUUGGAGAAACCGACGCCACCACUACUUCCGACCAACCCCAUCAGUGAAACCCAGCAGCUGCCCGCAGAGCAGUACUCUUCUCCCACUCUGCACGAUCCAUGCUCUCAAUUUAAACAGUUACCUGAUCCUGCUGCCACGUCCUCGCCCCAAGCGGAGAGUCUGAGUCAGACACGAGAGGCCGGUGCUGAGAGUUUAGAAUUUGAGCAAGAUUCUGUUCCUAUGCUUCAUCUAUCAGAGAGUCUGCAGGAGUCGAUUACAGCAGAUUCUUCAGUGAAACCUAUAUUUGAUGAAGAGACUUUUGUGAAACAAACUGAAGCUCUACAUGGUGUCCAGGAAGCAGAGGGUAGACCCAGAGCUGCGGUUCAGACUCCAGCUACAUCUUGUACUGAUCCUGUGUCUGCCGAGCCGACCGCACAGCAGGACACCAAGCCCAAAAUGGACAAAUUAGCAAGAUUGAAGAAGCUUGGACUCGAGCCCCCACCUGUUGCCAAAUUGUGUAGCAGCGCAGGAGCUUUUGUACUGCUUGAACCAGCUUCACAAAAUAAAGGUGUUCAAGCUCUUAAGGAGCGGUACCUUCGUCACAUCCAUGCUCCGGUCCGACCGCAAGGAGAGCGUGCAGUGCAGAUCAAUAUCGUCCGUAAAGACACCACCCCGUCUGGCAAAGAGGAGUUGCUUGCUGACUCUUUUACUGUCAUUGUUAAAGAAGGACAAGAGGAGCCUGUGCCAACAAAACCUGGAGGAAAACUCUUGACCCUGAAGCAGCGACUCCAACUUGCCAUGGCGCAGCGGAGACAGGAGGAGCGGCUGCGCAAGGCCGAGUUGAAUCGGCUCGAUAAUGAAGACUGCGAAGAAGAAGAUGAGGAGGCAGAAAUGACAGAUGACGACGAAGAGGGUGUUGAUGACUUAUUGGGGGGAAAUGAUGAAGACAAUGCGGAACAAGAGGAGGAUGGCAGUGUAGUCCAGAGUAUCCGAAGUCUUUCUCCCGUGGCACCGAAUGCCCAGUCAGUAACUCCAGACCUAAUUAACACCGAUGGAACACUCAUACUCUUCCCUGGGAACUCCUGCUCUCGCACUGGUGAUGGUGGUAGAAGAUCUGCUGCAGGACAAUACGGCAUAAGUAAACUAGAAGAUGAUGACUCGCUGUCCCUUAUGAAGGACAACAGCCACAACAGCAGUUUUGAGCUGGCUGGAUCCAUGAUCACUUCUUACCAACCGGUCAGCCAUCAACGUACAGGAAGAGGCGCUUCCAACUCCAACUCCAACUCCCUGUUCCGCUCACCUUCUCCAUGCCUCUUCAGGCCCAGUAUCCUCAGCUCUGCUUCCAAGAGCUCUGGUAAACUGUCCGAGCCCUCGCUCUCACUGUGCCUACCGGUUGAGGACUCCCAAGAUUUGUAUGCCCCUUCCUCCCCGGUGGACUCUGAUCCCUUAGGUGAAGUAGUUACUGGGCCAAGUGCCCUCGGCGGAGACUCUCAAGGUCGCUUCUCUCUAGAAGACGAUGCUCACUCCCAGUUGCUUGAUGCUGACGGCUUCCUCAAUGUGGGACAGCGACCUGGUGCCGUCCAAUCACACAAGAGAAAAUUGAUCCUAGACAGUCUGGAUGAAAAUGCAAUGGACGCCAACAUGGGGGAGCUUUUAGGGUUGUGCUCGGGUGUUUUCGGGAUGGCGCAGAGCAGCUCCACUGACAGAGCGCCACCAGUUGCUGGUGAAUCAAAGGCGGAAGAACUUCUCGGACUAUGCUCAGGUUCAUUUCCAGAAACACAAGCCACGGGAAAAUCUCUGACUGAUGACAGUAAGGAGCGAGAUCAGGAGGAAGACACUGAAAACACCAUGGAUCAACUACUUGGCUUGUGUUCUGGAAAAUUUCCGAGCACUGGUUCUUCCCACAUGGGUUCACUGGCACAAGAGGUGUCAGGACAAGAUGUGUCACCACAAAAUAGUAAAACGACACCACAGGAUGAGGAGGAAGAGGACUGUGAGUUUCGACUUCUGUCUGACGUGGAAGAUGAAGAAGGUGAUGAGGAGGAUGACGACUCAGAUGCUGAUGAGAAUGAUGAGGUUGAAAAGGAAGAGAUGAAUGCAGUGUUUGCACCAACUCUUAAGAAGAAAAAGAAAAUGCGUCUUACCGACUACGUGGACUCCGAAGCGGAACUGUCAGGCAGCAACGACGGUAGUGGCGAUGAGGACGACGAAGGAGGGAGCGAGUAUGAAGAAGAGGAGCUUCUCGAGGAUCUUCCCUCUGAUGAAGCUCUACAUGACCAGGUCAACAAGAUCCACAUGAAGCAGAUAAUGGACGAUGACAAACGACGUCUGAGGCUGUACCAAGAACGUUACCUCGCAGAUGGCGAUUUACAUUCUGACGGCCCUGGAAGAGCUCGCCGCUUCCGCUGGAAAAAUAUAGAUGAUAACUUUAGCACGGACAGAAGUGGUGCUGAAGAGGAAGAGGAGCAUGAGGAUGAUGAUGACAUAGAUCAGAUUGAGAUCCAGAGAAGGAAGGAUAGACUGGAGAGGGAACAGUGGCUUAGAGAACAGUCCCAACAGAAAGCCAAGAAAGUGGCAGAUUUGGAUGAGGAGGAUGAGAAUAUUGUGGAGGAAGAUAGUCAGUUUAUGAAGUUGGCCAAGAAGUUGACUGCUAAGACUCUACAGAAGAAAGAGCUUCCUGCAGCGCCGCCGCCACAAAAGAUGUCAACCCUCAACCUCUUCCUGGGUCCCUCACAGGUUAAAAGAGGUUCCCUGCUAAGUCAGCCUCAGUCUGUCCUGACGAAAUUGGCAUCCAUAUCUGAGGGAAACCCACUGGCACCCAGAAACAGUCGGGGAUUCCUCUUUCAGAUGUUAUCUCCAGAGAAAGACUGCUCAGCUCGAGAUGCCUCUCAGCAUCACACUGCGAAGAGGGCGGGGAACAGGGGAGCAGUGACCCCAGCACCCAAGCGAGUCUGCAGGCAGGACACAACUGCAAGACCCGAUAAGGGACCCCAGAGGAGUAUUUUUAGCUUCUUGGAGCACUGAAUUAGGAACAUAGUGCUGAUGAAUGGUAAAAGUGUUUAUGAAGCCACUUGUUGCUUGUUGGGCUGUUUUCUACAGCUCAUGUUUGACUUUUAAAAUCUGUUGCAUUUGACUGGUCGACAGCUAAUUGUACAAUUGACUUGCAUUUUCUUUUUUUAAGAUGGUUGUUGCCUGUGCAUUCAAUUUUAUUUUGUAAAUACAGAUUUUUUUUUGUCUAAAUUGUUGCAUUUUGUAUAAUGUAUUUUACAUGUAAAUAAAAUUAUAUUUUAAGACGUU
Molecule: messenger RNA, 4477 nt
Organism: Syngnathoides biaculeatus (alligator pipefish)
Lineage: Eukaryota; Metazoa; Chordata; Actinopteri; Syngnathiformes; Syngnathidae
Product: claspin
Exons: 24
Coding region: 278-4204 (1308 amino acids)
Biological process (GO): activation of protein kinase activity; mitotic G2 DNA damage checkpoint signaling; mitotic DNA replication checkpoint signaling
Molecular function (GO): anaphase-promoting complex binding
Source: RefSeq, a predicted model, not a curated record